This is a messenger RNA of Humulus lupulus (European hop), 812 nucleotides long. Its product is annotated as DNA replication licensing factor MCM3 homolog 2-like. The transcript has 4 exons. The coding region runs from base 51 to 434 and encodes 127 amino acids. Lineage: Eukaryota; Viridiplantae; Streptophyta; Magnoliopsida; Rosales; Cannabaceae. The record is from RefSeq and is a predicted model, not a curated record.
CUGCACUGAAAGUUUUAAAUUUUGCCAUAUAUCAUAAAGAAUUGACUGAAAUGGAGGAGCGCGAGCAUGAAAAAGAGAAAGAAACUGAGAGCAAACGCAGAGCUGAUCGUCGCUCAGAUGAUCAUGAUACACCAGACAGUGGUGCAGCUGGUAAAGGAGGCCCAACAAUCGAUGCCAUGGAUGUAGAUGACCCUCCAACCCAAUCUGCUGGUGAACUUUCUCCAGAGAGAAUAGAAGCAUUCAAUUCUUUAUUUGGCCAGCAUAUGCGGGCCAAUCACUUGGAUACAUUAUCCAUUGACGGAAUAGAGGAGGCUGUCAACUCCAGGGCCGAUGUCCGCUACACAAGGGCAGAGAUAAAUGUCCUAUUAGAGAAACUACAAGAUGCUAACCGAGUGAUGAUAGCUGCCGAUGGAAUGGUGCAUAUGAUAUCUUGAGUUGGGUACUAAAUGAUGACCAUUUUCAAUGGCUAAAUCUGGUCAGUUGUAGUAUAAAUUCUUAAACUGUAUUGUUCAGAUGUGGCUGAGAUGACCAACUGGAUACCAGGGCAGCCUAAUUCAGUGUCUCUCGGCUGAUGAUAUUGAUGAAGAAGCAUUUGUUUAGUUAUGAACUGCCUUCAUUUCGGCUUAAGAAAGACCCAAAAGUGGAAGAAGAAUUGCAAUUAUGAACUAAUUCCAUCCUUUUUCUUCUUUUUUUCAGACAAGUUUCCAUUAGCUUUAGUUGUACUCCUAGCUUAUUAUUCUCUUGCGUUGUGAACUUAGAAUGGUUAUUUGAGACAAAUCCCUCCUAACCUGUUGCAUGGCAUUUUAUACAUA